Messenger RNA from Punica granatum (pomegranate), 1660 nucleotides. NCBI's taxonomy places the organism in Eukaryota, Viridiplantae, Streptophyta, Magnoliopsida, Myrtales, Lythraceae. The record is from RefSeq and is a predicted model, not a curated record.
UCCGGAGGAGACGAAAAUGGCAGACCUUUAAAUCCUUUAAUUUCAAAGUUGACCGCUUCGCUUCCAUAUCCAUUUCCUCCGACCUAACAGUACCUUCGGGCCUACCAGAGAUCUCUCUAGAGAGCGAGAGCGACGAUGUCGUGCUUGGCGUCUUGCUUGUUCGCCUCCACGUGCGGGCUCUGCACCUCCGUGGCGUCGGAGGUCUCCCGGCGGUCGGCCAGGCUCGCCUACUGCGGCCUAUUCGGCCUCUCCCUCGUCGUCGCCUGGGUCCUCCGAGAAGUCGCCGCUCCCCUCCUCAAGCAUAUCUCAUGGAUAAAUACUUCUUCGCAUUCAAAGGCAUGGUUUCAGAUGCAAGCGGUUCUUCGGGUGAGCCUGGGAAAUUUCCUGUUCUUUGGGAUACUCGCUCUCAUAAUGAUUGGGAUAAAGGACCAAAAUGAUAGGCGCGAUUCGUGGCAGCAUGGUGGAUGGAUUGCAAAGAUGGUGAUCUGGCUCUUGCUAGUCGUCCUCAUGUUCUUCCUUCCGAAUGUGGUCAUCUCGAUCUAUGCAACUAUCUCAAAAUUUGGUGCGGCCUUGUUUCUUCUGGUUCAAGUGCUUAUAUUAUUAGACUUCACCCAUUCAUGGAAUGAUGCAUGGGUCGAAAAAGAUGAACAGAAAUGGUAUAUAGCUUUGCUGGCAGUAUCAAUUGGGUGCUACAUCGCAGCAUUUACAAUUGGUGGGAUCCUGUUCAUUUGGUUCAAUCCUUCAGGGCAUGACUGCGGCCUCAACGUCUUCUUCAUGGUUAUGUCCUUGAUUCUUCCGGUCAUAUUUACUGGAGUUGCAUUACAUCCUAAGGUGAACGGAAGUCUCUUGCCUGCUUCAGUGGUAUCAGUCUACUGUGCUUAUGUGUGCUUUACUGCUCUAUCCUGUGAGCCUCGAGAUUAUGCAUGCAAUGGUCUGCAUGGCAAGUCAAAAGCAGUCUCCACUGGGACCCUUAUUCUGGGAAUGCUAACGACGGUGCUCUCCGUCUUGUACUCUGCCUUUCGUGCUGGAUCCUCGACGACAUUCCUGAGCCCGCCAUCUUCACCCAGAUCAGGGGCAAAGGCGCCUCUUCUCAAGGCCGAAGAUGUGGAAGAAGGGACAGAUAAGGAGGACAAGAAGGAAGCAGAGGCGAGACCUGUCAGUUAUUCUUACUCUUUCUUCCACUUAAUAUUUGCUCUCGCGAGCAUGUACGCAGGUAUGCUUCUCUCCGACUGGACGAGCUCGUCCGACAGCUCCGACCUCGUUGACGUGGGCUGGACUUCCGUUUGGGUCCGUAUCUGUACCGAGUGGGUCACAGCUGGACUUUAUAUCUGGACAGUCAUUGCCCCGCUCCUUUUCCCCGAUCGCGAGUUCUUCUAGAUUCUUGAGUAUGUGUGUACAUUGUGGAGAGCAGAAAGAAGAUAAUAGUACAGCAGUUCUACUAUGUAAUGCGUAAUUACUUCAUUAAAUUCCUUUCUGUUCCGGUUCUUUCUUCUUUUAGAGUUCAGGAAAGAGUUGGGAGGCGUGGGAUGAUACAAUUGCCUUCUGCACUCAUUGGAUCAGUCUCCUUGUAAAUAGAGUAAUAUUUUGCUCAAGUUUGGUUUAAGACAGAAAUGAGAAUGGUAUCAGCAAUAUGCGAGCCCGGAAGGUAUUGAGACGUGAA